Messenger RNA from Xenia sp. Carnegie-2017, 1250 nucleotides. RefSeq names its product 52 kDa repressor of the inhibitor of the protein kinase-like. The coding region runs from base 612 to 1058 and encodes 148 amino acids. Lineage: Eukaryota; Metazoa; Cnidaria; Anthozoa; Malacalcyonacea; Xeniidae. The transcript has 2 exons. The record is from RefSeq and is a predicted model, not a curated record.
UGCUCGAGAAUAAAAAAUCUAUUUCGUUCACCUUUUCGUCAUUGGAAUGAUGCUGUAGGUACAUUUAGGCGACAUGCUGGAAAUUGUAAGGGGAAAAAAUGGGACUACAUGCAUCUACUUCUCCAAUUUUGAAUAAUAUAUGCUCUCAAAUGUCAGGUGUAGCUCAACCCAUUGAAAAUAUCUUAGAUACUAACAUAAAACUUGAAAUUGAGCAAAAUAGGAAAAUUCUUAAAGAAAUUGUUGAUACAGUUCUUUUUUGUGGAAGGCUUGGCAUUGGAUUACGAGGUCAUCGUGACGAUGCUCAAUUUCACCCAGAGGUCGGUUGCUAUUCAGUCAAUGGCAAAUGUUGGUAAUUUUGUUGAAUCUUUAAAUUUUAGAGUUAGAGCUUGUGAUCAAACUUUGGAAAAUCAUUUGCUCAAAUGUGGCAAGAAUAAAAGUUAUAUUUCCAAGACCAGCCAAAACAAAAUCAUCAACUGUAUUGGUCAGGUAAUAUCAGAAGAUAUUAUAAACGAGAUAAAAAAAAUAGAUAUUACUCUAUCAUUGCAGAUGAAGAUGCUGAUUCUUCUCACAAAGAGCAAUUGUCCCUUGUUCUACGGUUUGUUGACUUUUCAAUGAAUGUUAAAGAAGAGUUCAUGUGUUUCCUGCAUUACAAAUGGGGGUUGAGUGGUCAAAAACUUUCAAAGCUUAUUUUAGAAACUCGAGAGAAAUUUGCCUUACCCAUUAUGGAUUGCAGGGGACAAGGUUAUGAUGGUGCAAGGGCUGUUUCUGGGUAUAUAAAUGGUUUAGCAGCCCAAAUUUUAAGAAUUAAUCCUAAAGCUCUUUACACUCACUGUUACAGUUAUCGACUAAAUUUGUCUGUCUGUGACACUCUUUCUAACGUUGAAAUUAAUAACAUGUUAUCUGUUGUUUCUCAAGCUGCCAAUUUUAUCAACAUAUCACAGACACGCAACAUGCCCUUUGCUGAGCACGUUAAAAAGUCAGAUGUUCAGACCAAGAAGGCAAAACUGGUACACUACCAAUCACCUCAUGUGAAUGUGAGAGAUCAAUUUCAGCACUGAGGAAUCUAAAAACCUACCAAAGGAGAACUAUGGUAGAGGAACGUUUAAAUGGCCUGGCUUUAAUGCGAAUUCACCCAGAAAUUAUUCCUGACAUAGAAAGACUGAUCAAUAUGUUUGCUGAAGGUAAUACACGUUUGAAAUUUGCUUAAUGUGUUAUGGCUAGGUUACUGUAGAAAUAUUACUGACUUUGCA